AUGAUUGACAAUAAAGGUGACGUUGCAUGGUUGCGAGUGGACACGCAGACUAUUUUAACGAUAGCGAAACACGUGAUCACGAAAAAUCAUAGAAUUGGAGUAUCGCAUACAGAGCCGAAAACAUGGCAUUUAAACAUACGCAAUGUUGAGGAAUCCGAUCGAGGUGCUUACAUGUGCCAGAUCAACACCGAUCCGAUGAAGAGUCAAAUCGGUUACUUGGAAGUUGUAGUUUCACCAAAUAUUUUGGAUUAUAUGACGAGCACGGAUAUGAUAGUCAGAGAAGGCAGUAACGUUACGCUACGCUGUGCUGCGAAAGGAUUUCCAACACCAAAUAUCACAUGGAGACGAGAAGAUGGAGAAACUAUACGUACUGGUUACGGUGAUGAAGUGAGGUUUGUAGAGGGAUCGGUCUUCAAUAUCACGAAGAUAAAUCGAUCACAGAUGGGCGCAUACCUGUGCAUCGCUUCAAAUGGAGUACCACCGACUGUCAGUAAGAGAAUAAUGCUUACAGUCCACUUUAGCCCAAUGAUUUCGAUCCAGAAUCAAUUAGUUGGAGCACAGGAGGGGCAAAGGAUGACCUUGGAGUGCAAUUCUGAAGCUUUUCCAGAGUCGAUCAACUAUUGGACGAGAGAGAAUAAGGAAAUUACAAAAAACGGAGAGAAGUAUAACCAAUCGUUCACGAAUAAUGAAUACAAAGUGCAUAUGAAACUCACGAUAUUAUCGGUGGAAAUGUCUGAUUACGGAACGUACAAAUGCAUAUCAAAGAAUGCUUUAGGGGAAACAGACGGCAGUAUUAAACUGUACCAUAUUCCAACACCAACGACACAACCCAGAACUACAACAACUACUCCAGUUCCCACUAGCGAAGAAGUUGAAAAUAUUCAAAAUUCGCGACAAAGGCCACUACCCAGUGUGCAGCCAAGUCCACAUCAAAUAACUGAUUCGUCGUUGCCUAACAUCGGAAGAACCGAUGAUAUACGGCUUCGUGGCAGGGCGAGCAGCGGCAGCUACAACGAUGCUGAAAACGCUAUAGCAACAAAAGGACGAGCAAGCAUCGACAGCGAGGUACGACCACGAAGAAUCGACAACACGGCGCAAUCGAUGUCAUCCAGGGGUUCUAGUUCGAAUUUUCUGCUGCAAUCUACAGCGGCCAUCUGCAUAAUCCUACUAUCUGCCCUGUCGUAG
Messenger RNA from Eufriesea mexicana, 1185 nucleotides. RefSeq names its product neurotrimin. The transcript is spliced from 9 exons. The record is from RefSeq and is a predicted model, not a curated record. NCBI's taxonomy places the organism in Eukaryota, Metazoa, Arthropoda, Insecta, Hymenoptera, Apidae. Bases 1 to 1185 code for a protein of 394 amino acids. Gene Ontology annotation, cellular component: neuron projection.